GCAUCGACAUCUUGAAGCUGGUGGCAGCCCAGGUGGGGAGCCAGUGGAAGGACAUCUACCAGUUCCUGUGCAAUGCCAGCGAGCGUGAGGUGGCGGCUUUCUCCAACGGCUACGCGGCCGACCACGAGCGCGCCUAUGCCGCCUUGCAGCACUGGACCAUCCGUGGGCCCGAGGCCAGCCUGGCCCAGCUCAUCAGUGCCCUCCGCCAGCACCGCCGCAACGACGUGGUGGAGAAGAUCCGAGGUCUGAUGGAGGACAACACGCCGGUGCAAAUGCAGCCUCAGUGGCAAGCGCAGGACUCCAGCAACGGCGACGGAAAG
Molecule: messenger RNA, 320 nt
Organism: Antrostomus carolinensis (chuck-will's-widow)
Lineage: Eukaryota; Metazoa; Chordata; Aves; Caprimulgiformes; Caprimulgidae
Product: tumor necrosis factor receptor superfamily member 21-like
Exons: 2
Biological process (GO): adaptive immune response; negative regulation of B cell proliferation; neuron apoptotic process
Cellular component (GO): plasma membrane
Molecular function (GO): protein binding
Source: RefSeq, a predicted model, not a curated record